CGUCGCCGUACGAGUAGUACCCAUGCAUUACGACGAUCCCGUACUGGAUGUACUUAGGAACACGCUCCGCAUCGCAUCGCAGAACAGACUCCGUCAGUCAUUUUGUGAGAAAAAAAAAUCAUUGAACGCAGAUCUUUUGUUUCCAGAAGCAGGAAAUUGUUGGCAAAAACUGUUCCACCGUUUUUUCAAAUCCAAAACGAAUCCUCCUCCUCCUCGUUCUUGUCACAAAGAGAACAACGGUCCGGAUCACAGGACUCUCUCCUUCUUUCUCUGCGCACCAGAACAUUGCAUCAACUCUGUUGCGAAGCUAGAGAGAACAAGCAAGAAUGGUUUUCUCUCCGCCACGAACGUCCCGGCGAGGGAUGGGUUCGAACGCUUUGUGGUUGGCACUCCUCCGGUUGGCGUCGCUGGUGUUGGUCGCCCGCGCCUUCUCGGGGAAAGGAACGCCGCGCACCAGGGCGUCCCCUGCGGUUCUCUCCGGAAGCGGGGACGAGAGCGACGAAACACCGGGGGCUUCCUGGGACGACGGCGUGGACUACGACAAGGAAUGGCCGGACGGGGGCAGCGGCGGAAGCAGCGGGAGCCUGCCCGAUCCCGGGACCUCCUGGGACACCCUUCCGAACAAGCUCAACGCGGACUUUCUGGGAAACGACGCGACCGAGCUGCUCGGGAUCAACCUGGAGCUCGAGCCCCUGUCGGCACAGGACGCGGAGCGGCUGCGCAACGACGCCCGAAAAAUCGUCGAGGAGGCCAUCGACGCCGGCGUGAACGACAUCGAGGCCCUCAAGAAGAAGAUGAAGCGCGAGCUCGACGCAAACCGGAGGGCGAUGUCCCUCGCCUCCGACAUGGAGGCCAAGCGCCAGACCGAAAAGCUCAUGAGCAAGAUCGAUCGCAUGACGGGAGACUUUCUCAGGUCCAACGAGGCCACCCGGGCGUCGACCAAGAUGGCCGCAGCGGCGAGCCGUGCCAUGGAGGGCAGGGGGCUGGAGAUGGGCACCUGGGGCGUCCUGGGUGGCCGGACGGUGGUGGCGGACGACGACCUGGCCAGGAGCGGGGCGGCCGGCCUGCUGGGAAGCGUGGGGAAUGCCGUCCGGGAGGCCGACAAGGCGGCCAACACCAAAACGACCCUGGACGACUACAACGACCUGGGAAGCAUUAGCAGCACCUACCGGGAGGAAGACCCGCCGGCCGACGUUCGGGAAAACCGCAUCCUGAUCGUGGCCGACACGCAAAAGGACAAGCUGGCGAAGGAGCUGGUCCCCGCGCUCAUGGCGGCCUUCGAGCGAGAGAAGGACAGCAUCCCGGACCUGAAAUUCGAUGUCCUCUCCCCGACUUCCACCAUGCCCCUGGGCGGGAACGACAGCCAGUGCGUGGUGGUCUUUUGCACCGGAUUGAGCCAGCCCGACUCGCUGAAAAAGAUGCUCGACCGGCUGCUGCGCAGGACGCUGGCGACGGGCGGGGGAAAGGUCGGAACGCCCCCGACGCAGCUCGUGGGUGUUUCGACGCUGGGGACGGAGCGCUUUGGUACCUUUCCCUACAACAUGCAAAACUUUUUGGGAGGGAAGCUCGAAACGCGGCGGCAGAUCGAGGAGGUCUUGAUCAACACGGUCCGGAACCGCGUCGUCGAGCCACCCCUGGACUACACCCUUCUCAAGGUGAAGGAGGGAGACUUUCUUCCGGACGAGAGCGUCGGCAGCGGAUCACCAAGCUUUUCGCUGACCCCUGGGGACGUCCCCGACGACGCCACCUCGGUCGAAACGGCCGCGAGGGUCCUCCUGCAGGCCAUUGCCUUUCAGCCCCCGGCCCGGAACUCCACCAUCGGGCUGGCCGGGGUCCUGCCGGCCUCGCUCCUGGAAGACCCCUCCGGUUCGGAGGAAGUUCUCGACGAGCAGGACGAUUUCUGGAGGGAAACCUUUGCCUGUUUGGACGGGCCCGAGCUCUGGCGGACCGUCCUGCUCGAGGUCGAAACCACCGGCGAGGGAGGCCUUCCGGAGGAAGAACUCGCGGGCACCUGCGACCGGCUGCUGGAGUACCUGGGCGAGUGGGCAGGGGUCCUGGCGCGGUCCGGAAAGGGCCUGACGACCCCGGUCAAGGCGGAAACCGAAGGCGGCCUGGACCCGGCCUCGAUGGUCACCCCCUCGAACAGCCGGACCCUGCUGGUCCAGGACGGGGUCCGCCUCCUGUUCCUGCCGACCAAGACCGGCAAGAACUACGCCAGCAAGGAGGAGGAGGAAGAACUGCGCAGGGAGCAGCAGCAGACAAGCGGGAGCGGCAACCGGGUUCCGCCCCCUCCCAAGACGGCCAGGGAGGGCGGGAUCGACGUGGUGGUGGAAAUCGCCGAUCUCCCGGGGGAGGGAUCGUCCGCUCCCCGCCGCCGGCAGCUGCGGGUCCGGGCCAGGAGGACCAACUAUUCCGAGGACGCGGUGUUCAAGGAGAUGAGCGAGGCCACCAUCCUCAAGCGGCUGGAGGAGGCCCUGGAGGUCUUCAAGACCGAAAACAACAUUUUGCCGCCCUGAGGAGAAACAACAAGCGGUGGAUUGGAUUUUGUCGAUCGCCGGGCGAACCAGACCGGCAGGAAACAAAACGACACAAACCCAAAACAAGCACGACCACAACCGCGUUCCCAGCCCGGCCUUGCCCGGUGCCGUGCCACCCUCACGGUAGGAGAAACGAAAACGAAAACGAACAAUACUGUAUGUUAUAAAAUAAUCCUAAAAAA
Messenger RNA from Pseudo-nitzschia multistriata, 2719 nucleotides. The record is from the annotation of a GenBank genome assembly. NCBI's taxonomy places the organism in Eukaryota, Bacillariophyta, Bacillariophyceae, Bacillariales, Bacillariaceae.